AUGGAGAAAGUUGAUGUCCUUAUUUGCGGCAGCGGGUCUGCCGGUCUUUGCGCUGCCACCUGGCUCGCCAAGUAUGGGGUGCGGUGCAAGAUUCUAGAACGACGGGGUGGUCCUAUGAAGAUGGGUCAAGCUGACGGUGUGCAAUGUCGCACCGUGGAGAUUUUUGAAAGUUUUGGAAUUGGAGAAGAGCUUCUUCGUGAGGCCUACCACGUUCUAGAGGUCAACUUCUGGGCCGACAAUGGUACAGGCGCUAUCAAGCGAACAGGCCGGACAGCGGAUACCCAGCCAGGUCUAUCACACCAACCUCACGUUAUUCUGAACCAGGCACGUAUAAAUGGGCUUCUAAUUGAGCUGAUGGAGAAGUAUAAUGGCCAACAAAUUGACUAUGGCUACAAUGUGACCGACGUCAAAGUGGAUAGUGCCUCUAUCGAGGAUCAUGGCGCCUAUCCAGUCAAAGUCACUGCGGAAAAGGACGGGAAAACAGAAGUGUUUGCAGCCAAAUAUGCGCUGGCUUGUGAUGGGGCACACAGCAUUGUCCGCAAAGCCCUUGGGUACAAAAUGAUUGGAGACAGCAGCGAUGCCGUCUGGGGUGUCAUGGACAUGGUGCCCCGAACCAAUUUCCCUGACAUUCGCAAGAAGUCUACCAUCCGCUCAAAAUCUGGGAACAUCUUGAUUAUCCCUCGUGAAGGCGAUAAUGAUAACCUGACGAGGUUCUACAUUGAACUUGCCCCAGGAACCAACCCGAAGGAGGUGACGCUGGGAAAGUUGCAGAACCAAGCACAGAGCAUUUUUCAUCCGUAUAAGGUAGACUUUGUGGAGACAGUCUGGUGGUCGGCGUACGCGAUCGGCCAACGUCAUGCCGAUUUCUUCCACAAGGAUAACCGGGUCUUCCUCGCUGGUGACGCUUGCCACACACACUCCCCAAAGGCUGGACAGGGUAUGAAUGUCAGCUUACAGGAUGGCUACAAUAUCGGCUGGAAACUGGGCGAGAUUCUGACUGGUCUGGCCAAUCCCUCACUUCUAGAGACUUACGUCCUAGAACGUCAGAAGGUGGCCAUUGAUCUGAUCAAAUUUGAUCGUUAUUUCUCCAAGUUGUUUUCUUCCGGGGUCCCCACUUCUCCUGCCGAGUUCCAAGAAGGCUUCAUCAAAUCUGGCAAAUACACCGCAGGCUUCACGGCCAAAUAUGAGGUCUCGCCUAUCACCUCUGCACUGGAAUUGACCAAGCUCGCCUCUAAUGUAGCCGUUGGUAUGCGGCUACCCAGCGCACAGGUCGUCCGAUUUUGUGACUCUAAACCCCUACAACUUAUGAAGUGUCUCAAGUCUGAUGGCCGGUGGCGCAUCAUCGCCUUCAUAGGUGACCUGACUGUACCAGAGAACCACUCAAAGCUCAACAAGCUGGGAGAAUACUUGAGCGCAGCCGACGGGCCUAUCCACACAUUCACCCCGAAGAAUCAAGAUAUUGACAGCCUUAUCGAGAUCAUUUUGGUUGGACAUGGGAAGCGUCAUGGUGUUGAGUUGGAGCAGAUCCCGGAGUGCUUUUAUCCUGUCUCUGGGAAAAACCAAACAAGAGGUGCAGAUACUCUGAUUUCCAAUAUGUCCACCAUACCUAACCUGAAAUCUUCAGAUCUACACAAAAUUUAUUAUGACGACGAGAGUUACAACGAUGGUCACGGCCAUGCAUAUGAACAUCUCGGGAUUGACCCGUCACAGGGCGCUCUUAUCAUCGUCCGCCCAGAUCAAUGUGAUUAUCCUGAGAUCGGCAAGUUCUUUGCUGGGUUCCUAGUACGUCAAAAGUAG
Molecule: messenger RNA, 1797 nt
Organism: Penicillium coprophilum
Lineage: Eukaryota; Fungi; Ascomycota; Eurotiomycetes; Eurotiales; Aspergillaceae
Product: putative phenol 2-monooxygenase
Exons: 4
Coding region: 1-1797 (598 amino acids)
Molecular function (GO): FAD binding
Source: RefSeq, a predicted model, not a curated record